This is a messenger RNA of Triticum turgidum subsp. durum (durum wheat), 822 nucleotides long. The record is from the annotation of a GenBank genome assembly. Lineage: Eukaryota; Viridiplantae; Streptophyta; Magnoliopsida; Poales; Poaceae.
AUGGGCAUGGAGUUCGCUACAGGGGCGACGAGUGCCCUCCUCCCCAAGCUGGGCGAGCUGCUCCGAGAGGGGUAUCACCUGAAGAAGCAUGUGAAGCAGGGGAUCAAGGACCUCAUGGCCGAGCUUGAAAGCAUGCAAACUGCCCUCGUCAAGGUGUCUAACGUCCCCUUGGACCAGCUUGAUCCUCUGGUCAAGCUUUGGGCCAAUGAGGUUAGAGAGCUACCUUAUGUCAUCGAGGACAGCCUCGACUCUUUCAUUGUGCACUUCGAGGGGCAUGAGCUACCCAAGCCCCACACCACCUUUGUGGCCUUCAUCAACAAUAUGCGCAACAAGAUCACUGAGUUCAAGAUGCGCAAAAAAAUAGCCAAUGACAUCAAAGACAUCAAGAGCCGCGUCAGGAAGGUGAAGGAAAGGUAUGAUCGGUACAAGGUCCAUGAUGUUGCUGCAAAUCUUGCCAGAACCACAGUCGACCCUCGUCUAUCGGCUAUCUAUAACAAGGUGUCUUACCUUGUUGGCAUUGACAAGCCAAUUGACGAGAUAGUGAAGAGCUUGUCCAAGGCCAGUCAUAUGCCCGAGAGAUCAAAGCUCAAGACCGUCUCCAUUGUUGGAUUUGGAGGGUUGGGCAAGACAACUCUUGCCAAAGCGGUGUAUGACACGCUUAACAAGAAAUUCGACUAUGGUGUUUUCGUCCCAGUGGGUCAGAAUCCUGACAUGAAAAAAGUUCUUGGGGACAUCAUUCAUGAACGACCUACAAAUGUGUACUAUUGCAUCAGUGAUGGAUGUAUGGCAACUCAUCAACCACCUGAGAAAUUUCCUUUCUAA